CAGUUGGCAAGGAUUAAGUGCUAAUAGUCAAUUAUCUUUUACCCUUCCUUAUUACAUAGUUAUCGCCAUUGUGGCAGCGAUUAUUCAUACCUAUGGAUACAGCCUAAUUUUUCGGGCCCAAGCAACCCCCGGCGGCCUGGAGAUUUUUACUUCUCAUUUUUCUUCCCAAAAAGGCAAAAAAAAAGUCUCGAUUAGCACUUUGAUGAAGAUUUUUGGGCUGGGUAUUAUUUUUUUAGUUACUCUGGUUAAUUUCGCCGUGAUUGAGGACGACUCUAAAAUGAGAAAAAGUCUACUUCAAAAAGAAAUCGAAGAACAGAAGGAAAAAUUUGAGGAAAAUGGGCUAAAAAUCACGGAAAAGGAUAUAAAAGAGGCCAAGCAAUUAGAAAAAAACGAAAAUCCAGACCUGAAAAAAAUUUUCGCUCUCAGAGAAAAAAAUCGCCCUCUUACCUCCCUUCUUAAAAAUAAAACUGGCUUUCAAAAGUUAGAAAAUUACCCCCAAGAAAUCCGAUAUUAUUUAGCCUGUCCCGACGAAAAAAAAGAAAAAUUACAAGCCGAAAGGGACAAAAUUGAGAGAAAAAUAAAUAGUGUGAGCGGUGAAAAGCUAGUCCGGAAAUUACGGAGAAAAAAUGAUUUAGAAAACCGAAUUAAAGAAUUAGACAAAGAAAAAGAAAGAAGCGCACCAAAUCUUCCCCCGAGACCAAAUUAUCCUCUUACGUCUCCAUUCCCUAACCGAAGAAAAUCGCAACAAAGGUUUGAAAUUGUUGAAAAAAUUUUCUCCGGUUUACUACACCGUUUAUCAUCGAAAAGGCCUCCAAGAGGAAGUUAUUCAUUUAAAAUUAACAACAAUCAAAAAAGUUUUAUCGAAUUAUCAGUCCAAAAAUUCAAUUUUCCAACAGAAAAAGGUGAUAAGGAAAUAGAAAAAAUUUCUUUUGAGGAUUCGCUUGGUUCCGGCUCAGCAGGUCUGAAAGAUAAAGACCAACUGGAGGCAAUUUUAAAAACCGGAGAAGCGCAAAAUCUCGAAUUAAGUUUUGAUGAGGAAAAAGUAAAAAUAAUAGUAAUUAAGCCACAGCCAGCAAACACAAUGUUCGCCAUGGGAAGCGGAUCAGAGGAUGAAAACCAGCCACCAAAAAUUAGAACUGAACAAUCAACAUCCGACGACAGCCAAAAUCAAAAGCAACAAGACCAAAAUCAAUCAGACGACCAAAAUAAGAAAAAAAGCGGUGAUACCGACAAACAGGCUCUCAUUGAUAAAUAC
This is a messenger RNA of Racocetra persica, 1255 nucleotides long. Lineage: Eukaryota; Fungi; Glomeromycota; Glomeromycetes; Diversisporales; Gigasporaceae. The record is from the annotation of a GenBank genome assembly.